GAAAAGAGGGCGGGGGAGAUGGGAGCCCUAGGGACAGGGUGCAACAGUGGCAGAAAGGCCUAGGUGUGGGGUGGGGGAGUCUCCUUGGCCUUGAGGUCCCUGCUUAGUCAACUGUCUGCUCUGGGUGGGUGGUAAUUGGAUGACUUCUAAGUCACUUGGAUGCCAGAGGGGGAGGUGGUUGGGGGAGGCGAGUUCGCAGGUGUUUUCUUGUAGUCCCCCCUGGCCUGAGCUUUACCAGCCCACUCUCCUGAGGCCUGAGUGGAAGGUCGCUCGGGCCUGUUUGGUCCGGGAGGGAGCCAGACUGAGGAUGGCCCUGUGGAUUCAUCAGGGCUGGGACAAGGCAUGAAGGGCUUUGUUUAAGCACAGAGUCUGCAGAAUUAAAUGAAGGGGUGAGGUGAGGGGAGGACUCCUACUUUCUUCUUCUAGUUGGCACCCUUUCCCCCCACCCCCACCUUGGUCCCCAACAAUGCCAGCUGCCACCUGCUGGGACUGUCUCCAGUUACAGUCCGAAGGCUGGAAAGAGGUCUGGGACCUGCCGCUAUGGGGGACAUGAAGACCCCUGAUUUCGAUGACCUCCUUGCUGCCUUUGACAUCCCUGACAUUGAUGCGAAUGAAGCCAUCCACUCUGAGCCAGAAGAAAGUGAGGGGCCAGGAGGCCCAGGGAAGCCAGAACCCAGCGUGGGAGGCGAAUCUGGAGACCCAGAAGCAGCCUCUGCUAGGGAUGACCCUGGGGUUCCAGCCCAGGAUUCUGACCAUGGCCUGCCGCAGCCAGACAUUUCCACAGUCAGUGUCAUUGUCAAGAACACUGUGUGUCCCGAGCAGUCUGAGGCCCUGGCUGAGGGUUCAGAAGGGGACGGGGCCCAGGCUGUGGGGUUGACUCAGGAGGGGUCUGUGGAGCCUCAUCCAAUGCAAAAUGGUUUUGGGGGCCCUGAGCCAUCCCUCCCUGGAACCCCUCACUCUCCAGCUCCUUCCACUGAGGGUACCUGGAAAGAAAAAGCCAUGGAAGGCAAAGCUCCCUUGGACCUCUUUGUGCAUUUUGGGCCUGAGCCAGGGGAGCACCCAGAUCCCCUGCCUCCCUCUCCACCCUCCCCUCCUGAGGAAGGGGCCAUGACCCCUCCCCCUUUCCCCUCUCCUUUUGAGCUGGCCCCAGAGAAUGGCCCAAGCCUGCUGUCAUCUGGUUCUUCCCCACCGCUGGGGGCCUUGAAGCAGGGCAGCUGUAGUCCCCCUCAGCCCCAGGGUCUAGCCCGGGGAGCCUCAGGCUCUAGCCCUGAAGCCACGAACAUCCCUGCCAGCACCUCGCCUCCUCGGGUUGCUGGAGUGCCCUUCUUCAAGCAGUCUCCAGGGCAUCAGAGCCCUCCUGCCUCCCCCGAAGUACCUAGUUGUCAGCCCCUGAAGGAAGAAGAUGAUGAGGGGCCGGUGGACAAGUCUCCCCAGGGAAGUCCCCAUAGUCCUUCUAGUGGAGCCGAGGCUGCAGACGAGGACAGCAAUGACUCCCCUGCCUCCUCCAGCUCCUCUAGGCCUCUUAAAGUGCGGAUCAAGACCAUUAAGACGUCCUGCGGGAGUAUCACAAGGACUGUAACCCGGGUCCCCUCAGACCCUGAUCCCCCUGCCCCCUUGGCUGAGGGGGCCUUCCUGGCUGAGGCUAGCCUCCUGAAGCUGUCCCCUGCAGCACCAACCCCCGAAGGUCCAAAGGUGGUGAGCGUACAGUUGGGUGAUGGUACGAGGCUGAAGGGUACUGUGCUGCCUGUGGCCACCAUCCAGAAUGCCAGUACUGCCAUGCUGAUGGCAGCCAGCGUGGCCCGCAAAGCUGUGGUUCUGCCUGGGGGGACCACCACCAGUCCUAAGACAAUUGCUAAGAAUGUGCUGAGCCUGGUGCCCCAAGCCCUGUCCAAGGUUGAGGGGCGGGCAGGGCUGGGGACAGCGGGGCAGAAGGUAAAUGGUGCCUCGGUGGUGAUGGUGCAGCCUUCAAAGACGGCCACUGGACCAGGUUCAGGGGCUGGCACGGUGAUCUCACGGACCCAGUCCAGCCUGGUGGAGGCCUUCAACAAGGUCCUCAACAGCAAGAGCCUGCUGCCUGCCUACAGGCCAAACCUGAGCCCACCGGCUGAGGCUGGGUUGGCCCUGCCUCCAACUGGCUACCGCUGCCUCGAGUGUGGGGACGCCUUCUCACUGGAGAAGAGUCUGGCACGGCACUAUGACCGCCGGAGCAUGCGCAUCGAGGUCACCUGCAACCACUGUGCCCGCCGCCUGGUCUUCUUCAACAAAUGCAGUCUGCUCCUGCACGCCCGCGAGCACAAGGACAAGGGUCUCAUCAUGCAGUGCUCACAUUUGGUCAUGAGGCCUGUGGCCCUUGACCAGAUGGUGGGGCAGCCGGACAUCACUCCCUUGCUACCUGUGGCUGUCCCACCUGUCCCUGGACCUCUGGUCUUGCCUGCCUUAGGCAAGGGUGAGGGGGCCAUCACCUCUACCAUUAUAACAAUUGCUGCUGAGGCCCCUAUUCUGCCACUCUCAGCAGAGCCUCCUGCUGCCCCCGCCACCUCUGCUUACACGUGCUUUCGCUGCCUGGAGUGCAAGGAGCAGUGCCGGGACAAGGCUGGCAUGGCAGCCCACUUCCAGCAGCUCGGACCCCCUGCCCCCGGGACCACUAGCACUGUGUGCCCAACCUGCCCCAUGAUGCUCCCCAAUGGUUGCAGCUUCAGCGCCCACCAGCGCAUGCAUAAGAGUCGACCCCCGCACGUCUGUCCCGAGUGUGGGGGCAACUUCCUACAAGCCAAUUUUCAGACCCAUCUCCGGGAGGCCUGUCUGCAUUUCUCUCGCCGUGUAGGAUACAGGUGCCCCAGCUGUGCAGUGGUGUUUGGGGGUAUGAACUCUGUCAAGUCCCACAUCCAGGCGUCGCACUGCGAGGUUUUCCACAAGUGCCCCAUCUGCCCCAUGGCCUUCAAGUCUGCACCCAGCGCCCAUGCCCACCUCUACAGCCAGCAUCCUAGCUUCCUCACGCAGCAGGCCAAGAUGAUCUACAAGUGCGCCAUGUGUGAUACAGUCUACACGCACAAACCCCUCCUCACCUCGCACUUCGACCAGCACCUGCUGCCCCAGCGUGUCAGUGUCUUUAAGUGCCCGUCUUGUCCUCUGCUCUUUGCCCAGAAAAGGACCAUGCUGGAACAUCUCAAGAACACCCAUCAGUCUGGGCGCGUGGGGGAGGAGCCUGCUGGGAAAGGAGCCGGGGGUGCCCUUCUGACCCCCAAGACUGAGCCUGAGGAGCUGGCUGUGUCUCGCGGUGGGGCAGCCCCUGCUACUGAGGAAUCAUCUUCAUCUUCAGAAGAGGAGGGACUACCCAGCUCCCCCGAGCGUCCCCGCCCCACCAAACGGCCCCGGCGGGAAGUAGGGAGCAAAGGCAUCAAGGGUGGGGGUGGUGGCAGCGGUGGUGGUGGCAGUGGUGGCGGUGGCGGUGGCAGCAGCGGUGGCGGCGGCUGGACCUGUGGCCUUUGUCACUCCUGGUUCCCCGAGCGUGAUGAGUAUGUGGCUCACAUGAAGAAGGAGCAUGGCAAGUCAGUGAAAAAGUUUCCCUGUCGCCUGUGCGAGCGCUCCUUCUGCUCUGCCCCCAGCCUGAGGCGCCACGUCAGAGUCAAUCACGAGGGAAUCAAGCGAGUUUACCCAUGCAGGUACUGCACAGAGGGAAAACGCACCUUCAGCAGCCGCCUGAUCCUGGAGAAGCACGUCCAGGUCCGGCAUGGCUUGCAGCUUGGGCCCCAGUCCCCUGGCCGGGGGAAUGCCCUGGCUCGUGGUCCUGGUGCCAGAGCCCAGGGGCCAGGUCGGAAACGCCGCCAGUCUUCCGACUCUUGCAGUGAGGAGCCUGACAGCACAACACCGCCGGCCAAGUCCCCCAGAGGAGGACCCGGCUUGGGAGGCCACGGCCCUCUGCGCUACCGAAGCAGUGGACCGGUGGAACAGAGCCUUGCCGUGGGGUUGCGGGUGGGUGGUGGUGCCCAGCAGUGCCUCGACUGUGGCUUGUGCUUUGCCUCCCCUGGCUCCCUGAGCCGGCACCGUUUCAUCAGCCACAAGAAGAGACGGGGUGUGGGUAGAGCCGGUGCCCUGGGGCUGGGCGAUGGGGAGGAAGAUGCCCCCCCUCUGCCAAGGUCUGACCCAGAUGGUGGAGACUCACCCUUGCCUGCUUCUGCAGGCCCCCUGACCUGCAAGGUCUGUGGCAAGAGCUGCGACAGCCCUCUCAACCUCAAGACCCAUUUCCGCACGCAUGGCAUGGCGUUCAUCAGGGCUCGGCAGGGGGCCAGUGGGGACAACUAGGCCUCAAGCCCGGGACUGACCAGCCCCCCUCUUCCCCGGAAGCCCAGUUUUCCCUGCUGCUGCCUGGUCCGUGGGCUGGGAAGUUUCAUUAGCAUUCAUAUUUUUUUCAAAUGCUCUCUCCCCAGCCCUGAAGAAAAAGCUUUUGAGGAUUAUAUUAAUAGUUAUUUGCAGCCUUCCUUUGGGUUAGGCCCUUGGGCCCUAGUAGAGUGGGCCUCCGUUUCUCCUUUCUGAGCCCAACACUAAUUAUGCUCCUGCUGCAGAACCCCCAGUAUGGGACUGGGGGUGGGAGGAUGGACUUUCAUGUGCCUGCCAGACAGGCACGGGGAAGGACUGAUGGGAGGCUCGUGGACACCCCUCCGCAAUUCCUUCAGGCACAGACUGGAAUUUUCCUCCUCUGGGCCAGGCCCUGCCAUGACG
Messenger RNA from Propithecus coquereli (Coquerel's sifaka), 4719 nucleotides. RefSeq names its product zinc finger protein 687 (gene ZNF687). The transcript is spliced from 9 exons. The coding region runs from base 541 to 4302 and encodes 1253 amino acids. NCBI's taxonomy places the organism in Eukaryota, Metazoa, Chordata, Mammalia, Primates, Indriidae. The record is from RefSeq and is a predicted model, not a curated record.